This is a messenger RNA of Pimephales promelas (fathead minnow), 2280 nucleotides long. NCBI's taxonomy places the organism in Eukaryota, Metazoa, Chordata, Actinopteri, Cypriniformes, Leuciscidae. The record is from RefSeq and is a predicted model, not a curated record.
AGUCAGUGGAGGAGAUCAAACUCAUCAGAUUCUCCUGCUCUUCAUCAUGGCUGAUUCACAAGCAUCCAGAGAUGGAGAUUUCUCUCCAGGACGCAGUUCAGUCCAGCAGAAGAGCUCAAACCCAGAGUCCAGCUGUGUGUCUGUGAAGAGUGACGGAUAAUGGAUAGAGCAAUGAAUCGCCCAAUAAAGUUUAAGAGUGGCGACAAACGGCCUGAUCUCAGUUUGAAAACCAGUUCAGUCCAGCAGAAGAGCUCAAACCCAGAGUCCAGCUGUGUGUCUGUGAAGAGUGACUGGUCUAUGGAGCCGCCAAUAGAGUUUAAGAGUGGAGACACACGGCCUGAUCUCAGGUCAAAUCUUCCAUCCAGACCAGUUAAAAACAAAACUGUGUUCAUGCCUGUGAUUCAACCACAAGACUUUCAUGAACGCAUGUGUCCUGGUUUCAGCCAUGACUCUAAAGCUGCUGAAGUCCUCAACACACUGAGAUCAAAUCUGAGACAGAAGUUUGAGUGUGUGUGUGAGGGAAUAUCAAAGCAGGGAAAGCCAACACUCCUGAAUGAGAUCUACACAGAGCUCUACAUCACAGAGAGUGGAAGUGGAGAGAUCAAUAAUGAGCAUGAGGUGAGACAGAUUGAGACACAGUCCAGGAGAGCAGAAACAGAGGACACACCGAUCAAAUGCAGUGACAUCUUUAGACCUUUACCUGGACAAGACAAACCCAUCAGAACUGUGCUGACAAAGGGAGUCGCUGGCAUUGGAAAAACAGUCUCUGUGCAGAAGCUCAUCCUGGACUGGGCUGAAGGGAAAGAGAAUCAGGACGUCCAGCUCAUAUUUCCACUGGCUUUCAGAGAGCUCAACUUGAUGAAGGACAAAACACUCAGUCUUUCAGAUCUUCUUCAUCGCUUCUUCCCUGAAAGCAGAGAAAUGGCCAUAUCCAGUGAUGAGUAUAAAGUGCUGUUCAUCUUUGAUGGUCUGGAUGAGUGUCGUCUGUCUCUGGAUUUUCAGAGCGAUGUGAGGUUGUGUGAUGUGACUGAAUCAGCCUCAGUGGACGAGCUGCUGACGAACCUCAUUGUGGGGAAUCUGCUUCCCUCGUCUCUCAUCUGGAUCACCUCCAGACCAGCAGCAGCGGAUCUCGUCCCCUCUGAGUGUGUCCAUCGAGUGACAGAGGUACGAGGCUUCAGUGACACACAGAAGCAGGAAUACUUCAGGAAGAGGAUCAGUGAUCAGAGUCUGGCCCACAGGAUCAUCUCACACCUGAAGUCCUCAAGGAGCCUCUUUAUUAUGUGCCACAUCCCAGUGUUCUGCUGGAUCUCAGCCACUGUUCUAGAGGAGAUGUGCAGUGAAGCAGAGAGACGAGAGAUUCCCAAGACUCUCACUCAAAUGUACACACACUUCCUGCUCAUUCAGACCAACAUCAAACAUGAGAAGGACUAUGAGAAGAAAGUGAAAGAUGAAGACAUGAUCGUCAAACUGGGGGAACUGGCGUAUCGGCAGCUUGUGAAAGGCAACCUGAUCUUCUAUGAGGAAGACCUGAGCGAGUGUGGCAUUGAUGUGGCAGAAGCAUCAGUUUACUCAGGAUUGUGCACUCAGAUCUUCAGAGAGGAGUUGGGCUUGUGUCUGGGGAAAGUCUUCUGCUUUGUUCAUCUGAGCAUUCAGGAACAUCUAGCAGCUCUAUAUGUGCAUCUCUCCUUUAUCAACAAUAACAUCAAUGUGUUUGACCAGAUUACCAAACCAACUAAUGGAGGCAAAGUGUCCCUAUCUGAUCUCCAUCAGAGAGCUGUGGAUGAGGCUUUACACAGUAGAAAUGGGCAUCUGGACCUUUUCCUUCGUUUCCUUCUGGGUCUGUCAGUGGAGUCUAAUCAGAGUCUCUUACAAGAACUAAAGACACAGACAGCAAACAGCUCUAACAACAAUGAGGAAACAGUUGACUAUAUUAAAGAGAAGAUCAGUGAGAAUCCCUCUCCAGAGAAAUACAUCAAUCUGUUUCACUGUCUGAAUGAACUGGGGGAUCUUUCUCUAGUCAACGAAGCUCAACCUCAUGCAUAUGGAGGAUUACGUGCUGCGAAACUCUCCUCGUCUCAGUGGUCAGCUUUAGUGUUUGUGUUGUUGUCCUCAGAGAAGACACUGCAGGAGUUUGACCUGUGGGACUUAAUUGGAUUCAGUAAUGAUGGUGUCCUACAAAACACUGCAGAUGAAGUUCUUCAGAAGCUGAUGCCUGUGGUUACAGCAACUAGACACGCUGUGUAAGUAACACUGAGAACAAGCAUCACUGCUAAAACAUUA